Molecule: messenger RNA, 846 nt
Organism: Sugiyamaella lignohabitans
Lineage: Eukaryota; Fungi; Ascomycota; Dipodascomycetes; Dipodascales; Trichomonascaceae
Exons: 1
Coding region: 1-846 (281 amino acids)
Biological process (GO): DNA replication preinitiation complex assembly; regulation of DNA-templated DNA replication initiation; DNA replication checkpoint signaling
Cellular component (GO): nucleus
Molecular function (GO): DNA binding; DNA polymerase binding
Source: RefSeq, a predicted model, not a curated record
AUGACAUCCAAAAAGACGACUUCUCUCGUUCAGGUUUUCAAGUCAAUCGACGCGUCCUUUAUCUUCUACUAUGCUACCAGCAAUUCCAAUACUAUGACAUUUGCCAAGCUAAAGACUCGAGUUGCUCAUCAAUCUCGUAUGACUCUUCAAUUAGCACAUCUUAGUCAAAUCAAGGCCAUUUAUCCUUCGGCUUACAACAUUGAUACAAGUUACGUGGAUCACAAUGACUAUCUUAUCAGUGCCCCAAUGGUCAUCCAAAACGCUAAACAAAGACUAGCAAAGUUUGAGCAGCUUUUGAAUAAUGUUAACAACACAGACAAUUCGGCCAGUGAGUUACCACUUGCUGACUUAUCAUCAUCCAGACUGAAUAGAAAGAGACCGAGUUCAGAUCGAUUAGAAUCGCUUCGUAAGAAGUCAGUUAGUAACAUUGCAAAUCAGAAUAAGAUGAAACAAGCUGUGCCAAAGACGUCAUACGCGAAUCUGCUCGAAAAGAUCCGUGCAAAGCAGAAACUUAACGAAUUAACUCCACGAUUGUCUGAAGAGGAGAAGCGCCAAAAAUUCAUUACCGGGCAAUUAGAAAGUGUAUCAGCAGUGCUAUUAGGAAUGUCCAAUGACUCUUCACAGGUAUCCGUCAGUUAUUCUCUUCCAUUCCUUAUCACCAAACUCAAAGACAGUCUUCGAUGCAAGCUAAGUGCACAAGACGCUGAGAGUGCCAUAGUAUCACUGGCAGCGAAACUACCUCAAUUCUGUUCAGUAGUGGAAGUUGGUAAAGUGCGAGCCGUGAAAAUCAGUCACAACACAAGCUUGGGACACAUCCGCCAACAGCUGGCCUGUCCACCCGUUUGA